GGGGAGGAGAAGUCGUCCAUCCAUGUCGACGAGAUCCUCCGCAACGACUGUAUCCAUCUCCGAAACCCUCCCAGAUUCCCUCCAAUCCCAGCAAAACCCUACUACUUCCGACUCCAAAGAGCACAUACCGAAGAUUCCUGAGGCUGCGGAGGAUAAGGUCGGAGGCGAUGAAGAAAUCGAGGGCUCCGCCAUGGAUCCGUUGUCGAAUUCGUGGGAAGAUGGCGACGAAGCCGUGAGGAGAUUGGAGGAGCUGAGGAUUCAAAGCGGAGAAGGAUCGGAGUUGUCGGAGGAACAGAUUUGGACCAACGACCAGCUCCAACGAGACGAGGUGCUUGCACUGGAAGCAAUUUACGGGGAGAAUGACAUUAACUUAGGCAAAAAAGGAGGUCUACGAUUUUUACAGGCUUAUGUAUAUUGUGAAGUUUCUGAUGGAAUUAGUGUAUCAGCGAAGCUUCAUUCAGAUACUGGAAAGUUAACUUCUGGAGUAAAUCGUCAUGCUGACAUGGCAAUAUCUGAAAACACCAAUGAGUUCAUAUACACUUUCCGCGUCCAGUAUCUGCCCCCGAUUUUGUUAACUUGUUUAUUACCUCAAUCAUAUCCCAGUCAUCAUCCUCCCUUAUUUACUAUCACUGCACAGUGGUUGGAUAAGGCAAAGAUAUCCAGUCUUUGCCGCAUGCUGGACACCAUAUGGAUAGCGCAACCAGGACAGGAAAUUAUAUAUCAGUGGGUAUAUUGGAUACAAAAUUCUUCACUCUCUCACCUUGGAUUUGAUAGUGGAGUAAUGCUAGGCGUAUCUGAUAAGCCAGAGGCUGCAGAUAGGCGUGCGCUCUCUGGGAGUGCUUCUCCGGAGUUCAUAAUUCCUUUAAUGAUGAGUUACAAUGAUGAGAAGCGCCAUGAAGCUUUUCUUAACAAUCUGCAUCAGUGUGAUAUUUGUUUUAGUGACUAUGCAGGUACGGAUUUCAUUAAGCUGCCAUGCCAACAUUUCUUUUGUUGGAAAUGCAUGGAGACCUACUCUAGCAUGCACGUGAAAGAAGGCACUGUAACUAAGUUGUUAUGCCCUGAUACUAAGUGUGGAGGUCUUGUUCCACCUAGUUUGCUGAAAAGGCUGCUUGGAGAUGAGGACUACGAACGUUGGGAAUCAUUAGUGCUUCAGAAGACAUUAGACUCUAUGUCUGAUGUAGUUUACUGCCCCAGAUGUGAGACUGCUUGCUUAGAAGAUGCGGAUAAUCAUGCUCAGUGUUCAAAGUGUUUCUUCAGCUUCUGUUCUCUUUGCAGAGAUCGGCGCCAUGUAGGGGAGACAUGUAUGACUCCAGAAGCGAAGCUUCUUAUUUUGCAGGAGCGCCAGAAAUCAACGGGUCUCAAGGCAGAGCAACUACGGAGGGAACGCGAGUUGAUGAAUGAACUCCUGAGUGUGAAGGAGGCACUCCGUGAUGCUAAACAGUGCCCAUCUUGCAAGAUGGCCAUUUCGCGUACAGAGGGCUGCAACAAGAUGGUGUGUGGUAAUUGUGGGCAAUAUUUCUGCUACCGCUGUAACAAGGCAAUUGAUGGAUAUGACCAUUUCAGGGUAGAAUGUGAACUAUUCUCCCAAGAAGAGAUUACAAACUGGGAGAUACGAAUGAACCAGCGCCGAGUGGUGGGACAGUUACAUGCUGAGCUAUUCCACAAUUUUGUCCAUCCGUGCCCUAAUUGUCGUCAGCCAAACGCAAAGACGGGCAACAAUAAUCACAUCUUGUGCUGGGCAUGCCAAACCCAUUUCUGUGCGCUAUGCCGCAAGACCGUGAGGAGGAGCUCGGAGCACUUUGGGCCCAACCGAUGCAAGCAACACACUGCAGACCCCUAGCAAAAUGGUAUUCUGUAUCAUUUUCUCAUAUCAAAAUACCAAUCUCAAGUGAUUACAAGAGCAUCUCUUACCCUUCUCUCAUCGUUGACUUCUUUCCAAUUGUUUAUCCUCCAACGAGAAUUGUAAGUUUAUUUGAUAUAGUGGUCGAAGAAACACAAUUCUAGGAAGAGAUAUCUAUCCUUAUCUGGGUGCCCGUUUAGUGGCGGCGAUGUUGUACACUAGCAUAUAAAGUUUUACAGCUUUAUUUGAUUUGUUUCUUUCUCUAUUGCUAUUGUUUCCUGUAUGUGCCCUCUCUAUACAUCAUCAGGCAGUCCGGGACAAA
Molecule: messenger RNA, 2162 nt
Organism: Ananas comosus (pineapple)
Lineage: Eukaryota; Viridiplantae; Streptophyta; Magnoliopsida; Poales; Bromeliaceae
Product: E3 ubiquitin-protein ligase RNF14
Exons: 6
Coding region: 23-1840 (605 amino acids)
Biological process (GO): ubiquitin-dependent protein catabolic process; protein polyubiquitination; positive regulation of proteasomal ubiquitin-dependent protein catabolic process
Cellular component (GO): ubiquitin ligase complex; cytoplasm
Molecular function (GO): ubiquitin protein ligase activity; zinc ion binding; ubiquitin conjugating enzyme binding
Source: RefSeq, a predicted model, not a curated record